Molecule: messenger RNA, 1665 nt
Organism: Bombyx mandarina (wild silkworm)
Lineage: Eukaryota; Metazoa; Arthropoda; Insecta; Lepidoptera; Bombycidae
Product: nose resistant to fluoxetine protein 6
Molecular function (GO): acyltransferase activity, transferring groups other than amino-acyl groups
Source: RefSeq, a predicted model, not a curated record
AUGAGCUGUUCUAUGAUUUACCGCAGCUGUUCCACCUGGAUGACUAUGAGAGGUGUCUGUCUAGCUCCGGAGUCUACUGCAUGGGAGAAUUUGAUCUCUUACCAUACAAGAACCAGCCAUUGCUAGAAUAUAUCGAGAAAUACUCGGCGGAUAAAUAUCACUUCAAUCGUUCCCACAUACACCGCGCGUACUGCGUGACGACGCGGUGUGCGCGCAGACCCGCCACAGAAGAGGCAAGAUUCGAGCAAUGCGUCCAGAACCACACAAGGGAACGGUACGGCCUAGAUUCGAAGCUGAGAAAGUUGGUGUACUGUAAGUCCAGAAGCUCGCAGACGGCGGCGGACUCCGUCGACCUCACCGUGGCUACCGCAGCCGCCGCCCUAGUCUUGUUGAAUUUGAUCGCCACAGCUUAUGACUACUUCAGAAAUCAAAAUGACAAACCAAAUCGGUAUCUCAUCACUUGGUCUCUGAUCUCUAAUUGGAACCGCCUGACCGCCGACUACGCUGACGGAGACCAGAAACUUGCAGCGCUGAAGCCACUUCAUGGUGUAAAAACCUUGACACUGGUGUGCAUCAUGCUGGCGCACACCGUGAUGGCCUUCCACAUGAUCUACCUUCUCAACCCACACUUCUUAGAAAAGAACAGCCACCACCCGGCGUCAGCGUACCUGCAGAAUGGAACGUGCGUAGUCCACACCUUCGUCCUGGCGUCCAGCUUUCUUCUGACGUACAGCCUGCUAAUUUCUGAAGACAAAAAUCCAAAAGAAAAGCUCAACGUUCGUUUACUGCCGAAAAUUUUGGUGCAUCGGUACAUCCGGUUCCUGACGGUAGACAUGCAGCUGCACGUGGUGUGCUGCGCGGUGGUGCUGUCUCUGGGCCGCAACACGCGGCGUGCACUGCUCGCGCUCGGGGCGCUGCUGGCGGUCGCGGUCGGGGCCAAUUUCGCCGCCAUCUAUCACUUCGAGCUUCGGUCGAUAGCCACACUCAUGUUUCCUGAGUACAUCCGGGUCCAGUUCGAGAGCGAGAGAUCGUUCAAGUGGCUGUACGUGGCGCCCUGGGACGCGCUGCCCGCCGCGCUGUUGGGCGCCCUGCUGGCCCACGUGCACGCCGCGGACUGGGGGGGCCGCAAGCCCGGCGACAGUCUGAUAGUCCGCAUCUUGUACCGUCUCUCUGUGCCGCUAAUGGUUGGGUGGGUCCAGGCUGGGUACUGGAUGAAGAACUCCACAGACCCUGUGCUCUCCGCUCUGUACGCGACGUUCGACCGCCCGAUAUUCUGCUCCAUCGUCGCUUUUGCUAUAUUCGGUUUCAUAAACAAGUUUGAUAGUCUGUACUGGAAGUUUUUGUCGUGGCGCGGCUGGGAGAUAUUGGGGCGCAUGUCCCUGACGGCGUACUUGGUGCACUGGCUGACGACGCUCACGCUGGUGGGCAGCCUCGACUUCCUCGCGCCGCUCUCCAUCAUUAAUAUUGGCGGAUAUUGGCUGUGCACGAUUGUGUUGACCUACAUGAUAUCAGUGCCGCUGCAUUUGUUCGUGGAGCUGCCAAUACACAGAUUUCUACGAGUCAUUUUUUCAUAACACUGCUGUAACAUCAUUUUAUACCUAUUAAAGUUAUGCCCAGAAAACAACCUAGGUCUUCAAAUUAUAAGAUAGUGAUGAAUAACGUUUU